This is a messenger RNA of Penicillium bovifimosum, 1812 nucleotides long. Its product is annotated as glycoside hydrolase family 71 protein. Gene Ontology annotation, biological process: mating projection tip cell wall disassembly. The record is from RefSeq and is a predicted model, not a curated record. Gene Ontology annotation, molecular function: glucan endo-1,3-alpha-glucosidase activity. The transcript is spliced from 5 exons. Lineage: Eukaryota; Fungi; Ascomycota; Eurotiomycetes; Eurotiales; Aspergillaceae. The coding region runs from base 1 to 1812 and encodes 603 amino acids.
AUGCCGAAUAUCAAAGGUCUCAUUCUUUGUGUGCUUGCCUCGCUAUCUUUGAUAUCCCAUGAGGUAUCUGCUGUGAGCCAUGACCUCCGCGCUGCCAAAAGACAGUCCUCCGGAGAUCGACUUGUCUUUGCGCAUUUCAUGAUUGGCAUAACCAGCAACAGACACAGUGCAUCGGACUAUGAUGACGACAUGCGACGUGCCAAAUCUCUCGGGAUUGAUGCAUUUGCUCUGAACAUUGGUGUAGACCCCUACACUGACCAGCAGCUUCAAUUUGCUUAUGACUCUGCUGCCAACAAUGAUAUGAAAGUCUUCUUAUCAUUCGACUUCAAUUGGUACCAUACUGAUCAGACUAGCGCUAUUGGCCAGAAGAUCGCCCAGUAUGCUAGCAGGCCCGCUCAGCUCAUUGUCGAUGAUAAAGUCUUUGUUUCUUCGUUUGCCGGUGAUGAACUAAACGUUGCAGCGUUGCGCGCUGCAGUGGGAAGAUCCAUCUUCUUUGCGCCGAACUUCCACCCUUCGCAGGGGACGAAUAUCGCCCAAGUGGACGGUCUUCUGAAUUGGAUGGCUUGGCCCAACAAUGGGAAUAACAAAGCUCCAACCCCAGGUCAUAAUAUUUCUGUGGCGGACGGUGAUCGAGAAUAUAUCAAUGCUCUGAAUGGAAAAGCUUAUGUUGCUCCUGCUUCCCCGUGGUUCUUCACGCACUUCGGGUCUGAGGUUUCUUACAGCAAGAAUUGGAACUUCCCAUCUGAUCUCCUCUGGUAUGAUCGAUGGAAUGAAAUUCUUGCCAUGAAACCCCGAUUCGUCGAGAUUAUCACGUGGAAUGACUACGGCGAAAGUCAUUAUAUCGGCCCUUUGAACUCCCCUCAUACUGAUGACGGAGCCUCGAAAUGGGUUAAUGACAUGCCCCACGAUGGAUGGCUCGACAUCUCCAAGCCGUAUAUAGCCGCGUUCAAGGCUGGCGAGUCGUCUCCAAACAGAUAUAUCACCUCAGACGAGUUGGUCUACUGGUAUCGGCCGGCACCGCGCGGUGUAGACUGCGACGCCACGGAUACCUGCAUGGGACCAGCAAACAACGGGAGCGGAAACUAUUUCAUAGGUCGCCCAGAUGGAUGGCAGACGAUGAGUGAUUCUGUCUUUGUGGUCUCUUUACUCACAUCUCCGGCCAGCAUUGAAGUACACAGCGGUGACUAUGUGUAUAACUAUGACGCGCCAGCGGGAGCAAGUGCCAAGGCGGUUCCGAUGGGAGUUGGCUCGCAGAGGUUUACAGUUACUCGCAAUGGACAGAGUGUUUUGUCAGGAACAAGCUUGAAGGACAUCAUCAACGGAUGCGUGUGCGGUUUGUAUAACUUCAACGCAUACGUCGGGACCCUUCCGGAAGGUUUCAACGAUCCUCUCCUGCCAGAUGGACUUUCCGCCUUUACACAAGGUCUGCGGAACGAUUCGUGUCGACCAACUCCCUCGUUGGGUCGUCAUCCACCCCCUCCACCUUCAAAGUCUCCUCCUCCGCCUUCAAGUUCGCCUCCUCCGCCAACAAGCUCCCCUAGUCCACCAUCAAAAUCCCCCCUCCACCGUCAAGUUCCCCUCCUCCACCGUCAAGUUCCCCUCCUCCACCUUCAGGUACCCCAGGGGGUGGUGGUGGUGGCGGCGGCGGCGGAGGUGGUACCUGCAUUGCAGGCACAGGACCCGGCAACUACGUUGGGCUCUGCGCCUUCUGCUGCAACUACGGAUAUUGCCCACCGGGGCCCUGUACCUGCACCGCAUACGGCAAACCCGUCCCACCUCCACCAUCAACAGGCACUCACGGAGCUCCUCUAA